Erythranthe guttata (spotted monkey flower) is the source of this 3376-nucleotide messenger RNA. RefSeq lists its product as hypothetical. The record is from RefSeq and is a predicted model, not a curated record. Gene Ontology annotation, molecular function: alpha-L-arabinofuranosidase activity. Gene Ontology annotation, biological process: L-arabinose metabolic process. Lineage: Eukaryota; Viridiplantae; Streptophyta; Magnoliopsida; Lamiales; Phrymaceae.
UUACGGUUCCUUAAAACACACAGCCAAGAAAAACCAGAGACGAAAGAACGCCUACAACAGAAACCACACGUGUGUACAUGUCAGAUAUACGUGAAUUUCAUUUGUCCUUUUUUUCUCCUCAAAAGCUGAUCGCCGUUAAAUUUGACGGUGAAAUCUCAGUCCGUCAGUCAGUCAUUACCACUUCUUACCCCAAUCCCCAUUCCCAAAUCACUAGCGCUCAUCCCAUCCGUGAUUCUGCUUUGACGGUUUGUUAGAUCCCCUCUCUCUCUCUCCUCUUUCUCUCUCUAGAAAAUACCCAAGUAGGUAUGUGGAAUCUAUCACUCAUUACAUUCUUACCUUAAACUACAAAUCUUUCGUACCCACACAAAUAAAUAACCACUGAUUGCAACCCCUACAUUUACGAAAAUCAAACUGUUUUUAGAUAUAUAUACACAUAACACAUUACCCACUGGAUUUCUUUUCUCCAUGAUUCCAUCUAUACAUACAUAUAUACAUACAUACAUACAUUCAUACAUUCAUACAUACAGCGGCUGCAAUAAAUAAAUGAGGCGGAUGCAGCAGUGUUAGUUACCACGUAUCUAUACCUACUCACCAUACAAAACCCCUCUCUUCACACUUACACCAAAAUCAAGAAAGAAAAAAAAAAUGAAUCGUUCGAUUUUGGUUAAGGUUCUUCUGUUAGUUCUUUAUCAGUUAUGCCGACAAAUUUUCUGUAAGGAGUGCACAAACAUACCCCCAUUGUCUUCACACACUCUGCGGUACGAGCUUGAAAGUUCGGAGAACCAGACGUUGAAGCAAGACAUGUACUCACAUUAUUACCACCACCACCUGACGCCGACAGACGACUCGGCGUGGUCGAGUUUGUUUCCUCGGAAGAUGCUAAAGGAAGAAGAAAAAGAUGAUGGCGAACAGAGAUGGGCUAUGUUGUAUCGAAAUAUCAAGAAAGGGAUCGUUGAUAACAACGGAGGCGGAGAUUCGUUUCUGAAGGAGGUUUCGUUGCAUGACGUGAGGCUCGAUCCCGGCUCGAUAUUCGGACAGGCGCAGCAGACGAAUUUGGAGUAUCUAUUAAUGCUAGAUGUCGAUAGUUUGGUGUGGAGUUUUCGUAAGACUGCCGGUUUAUCGACACCUGGCGAACCGUACGGUGGCUGGGAGAAACCGGAGAUGGAGCUUCGCGGUCAUUUUGUAGGGCAUUAUUUGAGUGCAUCAGCACAAAUGUGGGCUAGCACACACAAUGAAACACUUAAACAGAAAAUGGAUGCUUUAGUUUCUGCUCUAUCGGCUUGCCAAGAUAAAUUACAAACCGGUUAUCUUUCGGCUUUUCCGUCUGAAUUUUUCGAUCGUUUCGAAGCUGUUAAACCCGUUUGGGCUCCCUACUACACAAUUCACAAGAUAUUGGCAGGGCUUUUGGAUCAGUAUACUUUAGCUGGAAACGAUAAAGCUUUGAAAAUGACGGUAUGGAUGGUGGAUUACUUUUACGGUCGAGUUCAAAACGUGAUUAAAAAAUACUCGAUCGAAAGGCACUGGUAUUCGUUAAACGAAGAGACGGGAGGCAUGAAUGAUGUCCUUUACAAACUAUACAGCGUGACGGGUGACGAUAAGCACUUGUUGUUAGCUCAUCUGUUCGACAAGCCUUGCUUUCUUGGAUUACUAGCCGUUAAGGCAGAUGAUAUAUCUGGCUUUCAUGCGAAUACACACAUUCCGGUGGUGGUCGGAUCUCAAAUGCGGUACGAAGUAACCGGUGAUCCUCUGUAUAAGGAAAUAGGAACAUUCUUCAUGGAUAUAGUCAACUCUUCUCACAGCUACGCCACCGGAGGAACAUCAGUUAACGAAUUCUGGACUAAUCCAAAGCGGUUAGCCGACACCCUAAAUACCGAAAACGAAGAAUCGUGCACGACUUAUAACAUGCUCAAGGUGUCGCGCCACCUGUUCCGAUGGACUAAAGAAAUGGCGUACGCAGACUAUUACGAACGGGCUUUGACCAACGGAGUGUUGACCGUUCAACGGGGAAGAGAUCCGGGUGUCAUGAUAUACAUGCUUCCACUGUCACAUGGCAGCUCGAAGGCCCAUAGCUACCAUGGUUGGGGAACUAAAUACGACUCUUUUUGGUGCUGUUACGGAACAGGAAUUGAAUCGUUUUCGAAGUUGGGAGAUUCGAUAUACUUUGAAGAGGGAGGAAAAACUCCGUCUCUCUACAUCAUUCAGUACAUAAGCAGCUCCAUAAAUUGGAGAGCAGGAAAUAUUUCUCUAAGGCAAGAAGUCGAUCCAAUUGUUUCGUUGGAUCAACGGUUUCGAGUUGCGUUCACAUUUGCAUCCACCGAGCAGCAUUCAUCAGGUGGAACAGCUACACUGAAAUUCAGAAUACCUCUAUGGACGAAUUCCGACGGUGCAAAGGCAUCGAUUAACGGUCAGGAUUUGCCGUUGCUAAAUCCAGGCAAUUUCCUAUCAAUUUCUAAAAAUUGGAGUCCAGGUGACAAAAUCAUUUUUGACCUGCCCUUAAGUAUUAGAACUGAGGCAAUUAAAGAUGAUCGGCCGGAAUAUUCUUCACUCAAGGCAAUAUUCUACGGGCCCUACCUGCUCGCCGGUCUUUCCGACGGAGAAUGGGAAAUCGACGCCACGUCAGCAACUUCAGUUUCAGACUGGCUAACUCCAAUCCCACCUUAUUACAACUCCCACUUAAUCUCUCUCUCCCAAGAAUCCGGCCAGUCAGCAUUGGCCGUCACAAUCUCCAACGCUUCGUUGAAGAUGGACUAUAUUCCCCCGCCCGGGAAUAACUCUGCCGUUAGAUCAACUUUUCGAAUCAUCCCGAAAGAAGAUCCUAAACAACUCAAAAACUUUACGAACCCAAAAGAUGCUAUCGGCAAACUAGUAGUACUAGAGCCGUUCAAUUCCCCGGGCAUGGCUAUUGCACACAACGGAGAAGGCGGGAAUCUCGUAGUGGCGACGGAAUAUUCCUCCGCGGCUGUUUUUCGAUUGGUUCGUGGAUUGGACGGUGGAGAUUCGACGGUGUCGUUGGAAUCUAACGACCGUAAAGGUUGCUUCGUUUACAGCGGAGCGGAUUCGGAAAACGGGACGACAAUCAAGCUUAGAUGCAAAUCAACGUCGGUAGUAGGUAACGACGAAGAUGGAUUUAAAAAAGGCGCGAGUUUUAGUAUGGGGAAAGGGUUUAGUGAGUAUGAUCCUAUUAGCUUUGUGGCAAAGGGGAAGCAGAGGAAUUUUCUUAUGUCUCCAUUGCUUAGCUUGAGGGAUGAAUCUUACACUGUCUACUUUAAUAUUCAUUCAUGAACAUCAUAAUCAUGGUGUGUGUGUGUGUAAUGUACUACUAGUAAGAUGCAAUAACUAAAUAAAAAAAGCUUUUCGACAAAUAUUUUAGCAUGAA